UCCAGUACCUCGUAGUAGCCGACGUCGGGUGCCUAAAUCGAAAGCUCGCUUAUAUUGAUCUUUGCCUAAGGGAGUCGAGGAGAAUAAAAUUCUAUACUAUACUUUUUACCAUGUACAGUACAUUGUACACAAAAUCCACGCUUGGUACAUGCAGCAGAAGUAGUAUUUUUUGUUGGUGGUCUUGGACGGCAUAGCCAAAAUUUACGCGUAAAGACCUAUAUUCAGCUGGAAAAUAAGAAAAGAAACUCGCAGCCCCCAGUCAACGGUCACCUGUUUCAUUUUCUAAGGAUGCAUAUCAAAAGACAAUUGGCAGCUGGUAUUGUCCUCCUGAACAUAGCGUUAUUUUCUUACGUGUAUUACAACGCCCAGGAGCAGAAAGGGUACGCUCCGGUAAACGCUCAAACCAGCAACGAGAAAGAUCGAGGCUACGCAAAGACAGAGAAUGAAUAUUCACAAACGUUUUCGUCUAAAAGGCCAGGCAUUCAGCCCUCAAAGAUGAAAAAUACCGAUGACUUGCACAACUUAACGGCCAACACACGAAAGGAGGGGAUCGAAAUUCACAACAUCGACGUUCAGCAGAAGACUAGAGUCGGACCGGCCGAAUUCUGGAGGCCCGAGUUGAAUUUAUCAUCAUUGCCACCAGGCUUGUACAAGAGGGGGAAACCGGUAUUUGAUUCUCUGCCAAAGACAUAUCUGCCAGGGUAUAAGAGUGCGUGCUGGAAGCUGAAGGGAGAACUCAAAUGUUGGCCCUAUUUCUAUCUACUUGGAAUGCCCAAGUGUGGAACGACCGACUUGUGGUCGAAGAUAACCAUGCACCCCGAUGUGAAAUACACCGUAAAAGAGCCCCACUGGUGGGCUAGGGUUAGAUUGGGUCUCACGCUUGCUGGUCUACGCCCCUCGAAAAAAGCAUUUCUAGUGACAGGGAAUCUCGCUGGCUACGCAUCCCGAUCUAAUGAGAUGGUCCAGCAGUUCAAGUUACAUCCAUCUAUGAAAUCACGACUCAUUAUCGGUGACGGCUCCGCGUCGACCUUCUGGGACAACAGUUUGUGGGAUACAUGGGAUGGAAAACGCUAUGAAGGUCCAGAAUACGUCACCGCUGACGUCAUUAAUGUAGCCCAACCGGACGCCAAGCUGAUCGUCAUUCUUCGCAAUCCUGUAGAUAGGGUGUACUCCGAUUACUUAUAUUUCAACCCCAUACACAUAGUCAGUGUUGAUCAUUUCCAUACAAUGGUUGUGGAAGUGAUAGACAGAUUCAACACGUGUCUGCAAACGAUGAGCUUUCGGGGAUGCACAUACAGCAUAAAACAGAUUGAUAACCAACCUUUACAUACUCGGCUCCUUGUAGGCCUCUACGCCGUCUACGUUCGUGAUUGGUUCAGGGUCUACCCACGUGAUCAGCUCAAAAUCAUGAGAUUGGAAGAUUGGCAUAUCAAUUGCACUGGACUCCUCCCAGAAGUAUUCGAUUUUCUUAAUCUGGAAAAGAAGUCCGGUAAGACGAUAGCGCAAUUUUGCGAGAAGAAAUUGCAAAACGGCAACAAGGUCGGGUUACAUGCGAUUGGAGAUAUGCUUCCCAAGACGAGAAAGCUUUUAGAAGACUUUUAUGAAAGUCCAAACAAGGAACUUAGUCUGUUACUAGGGGACGAUAAAUAUCUAUGGCGAACCUGAUGAUGAUACUUUGCUCUCUUGAACAGUACAGCACUGUCUGAAUAAAUAAAAAAGUUACAAAUUACAAAAAACCGCAGCUCGAGUUCAGAUUUGACGUGGUAAUACAAAUACAUG
Strongylocentrotus purpuratus (purple sea urchin) is the source of this 1779-nucleotide messenger RNA. Its product is annotated as carbohydrate sulfotransferase 15. The record is from RefSeq and is a predicted model, not a curated record. Lineage: Eukaryota; Metazoa; Echinodermata; Echinoidea; Camarodonta; Strongylocentrotidae. Gene Ontology annotation, molecular function: N-acetylgalactosamine 4-sulfate 6-O-sulfotransferase activity. The transcript is spliced from 10 exons. Bases 289 to 1665 code for a protein of 458 amino acids. Gene Ontology annotation, biological process: hexose biosynthetic process.